GAUGCUGCAUCAGAUUUGCUCACCACUAUGCUACGCUCCUCCUAGUGAGGGAGAGAAAAAAGAUCACACACAGAGGGAGAGAGAGAGAAACACAGGAAGGAAAGAAAAGAACAGCCUUCUGUUAGAGCCAAACGCUCCUCUCUCUUUCUCUCUCUCUUCUCUCUGUGUUUCACUUUGAAACUAUAUAGAUAUGUUUAUGGUCUGGUACAGAGAGAGAUAGAUCGUGAGCUUCCAGAUUUGAGGAAGAGCUGAGUAUCUAAUCUAUGCUUUUCAGUCCUUUCAGUUCAGAUCAGAGUGAACUUUGAGAAAGAGAACACAAAAAUGCUCAAGGCUCACUCAAAACGACACCGUUUUACCUGAAGGAAGUGACACACAGUCAGUACUCAUUAUCUCCGUUGCAUUGCAGAACAGUGCUCACUAACUGCCUCCUGACACUGACAGUAUUUGGAGAUACUGUCAGAGUAGAUAUGGACCUACUAUCUUUAAGCCAACUUCAACAACCUUGUGUUUAACAUCUUAUCUGUCUUAUAUUUUAGGAAAGAAAGAGCAAAUUGUUGGUAGGGUUGAGAACAAAAGUGGAGUGUGACAAAUGGGGUCGAUUGGAGGGGCUGAGCUACCAAAGAUGGAGAAGACGCAAAUAGCAAGUGCUCGUGAGGAAAAGAUUCUUGUUUUGGUGAGGUUGAGGCCUUUGAAUGAGAAAGAGAUUGUGGCAAAUGAAGUUGCAGACUGGGAAUGCAUCAAUGACACCACCAUCUUGUACAGGAAUACCCUUCGUGAAGGCUCUACAUUUCCAUCUGCCUAUACUUUUGAUAGAGUUUUUCGGGGUGACUGCCCUACAAGACAAGUGUACGAGGAAGGAGCCCGGGAAGUUGCUCUUUCAGUUGUCAGUGGUAUUAACUCGAGUAUCUUUGCGUAUGGGCAGACAAGCAGUGGAAAGACUUACACCAUGAUGGGGAUAACUGGGUAUACAGUGGCGGAUAUAUUUGACUAUAUACAUAGGCAUGAAGAGAGAGCAUUUGUUUUGAAGUUCUCUGCAAUUGAGAUAUACAAUGAAGCUAUUAGAGAUCUCCUUAUUGCAGAUUCUACUCCACUUAGAUUGCUCGAUGAUCCGGAGAAAGGGACAGUUGUUGAGAAAGUUAGAGAGGAAAUACUGAAGGAUUGGAGCCAUCUAAAGGAGCUUCUUUCUGUUUGUGAAGCUCAAAGACGGAUUGGGGAGACCUCCCUGAAUGAGAAAAGCUCCAGAUCUCAUCAAAUUCUUAGAUUGACAAUUGAAAGUUCUGCUCGUGAAUUCAUAGGCAAAGAAAAUUCUACCACUCUUUCAGCAACUGUGAAUUUUGUUGAUUUGGCAGGAAGCGAGCGUGCAUCCCAGUCAUUAUCCUCUGGGGCAAGAUUGAAAGAAGGAUGCCAUAUAAACCGCAGUUUGCUGACUCUGGGAACUGUCAUUCGCAAGCUAAGCAAUGGGAGACAUGGGCACAUCAAUUAUAGAGAUUCUAAGCUGACACGGUUGCUGCAGCCUGCUUUGGGUGGCAAUGCUAGAACUGCCAUUAUCUGCACACUGAGUCCUGCACGUAGCCAUGUCGAACAAACUAGAAACACUCUUUUGUUUGCUUGUUGUGCAAAAGAAGUCACCACCAAAGCACAGGUCAAUGUAGUCAUGUCAGAUAAGGCACUGGUUAAGCAUUUGCAAAAAGAGUUGGCUAGAUUGGAGAGUGAAUUGAGAAGUCCUGCCCCUGUUUCAUCAACCAGUGAUUAUGCAACAUUACUCAGAAAGAAAGAUAUUCAAAUACAAAAGAUGGAGAAGGAGAUUCGAGAGGUGACCAAGCAACGGGAUCUUGCUGAAUCCCAGGUGGAGGAUUUGCUGCGAAUGAUUGGACAUGAUCAAACUUUAAGAAAUGGGGCUGUGGUUGGUCCUCAUCCAACUCAGCAAGCAGGGCAUACAUGGGAAGAUGAAUUUGGAGACGGUGGGAGCAACAUGGAUGAGCCCUAUCAUCUUCAGGAUACUACUGAUGACCAUUCUGUGUCUGAUAGCACCUAUCCAUUGAUAUCGAUUGGAAAGAAGAUUGUUAGAUCUGAUUCGUGUCAGAGUCUGGAGGAUACUGCUUUUGGACCUGCAGAAGAUACUGAUGACUACUGCAAGGAAGUUCAAUGUAUUGAAACGGAUGAGACAAGAAGAGAGAACAAGUUUGAACUUCAUUCCAUAACAUCUGGUGAAAAUGAAGCAACGUUAGCUUUGACAAUGUUUGGGGAUGGUACUGCAACAGAGCAGCAAAUAUCAACUCCAGCAAUUGGACAUAGAGAAGUGAGUCACAUGCAAGAUGGUUUUACAUAUGACAUGUUGGAGCAGAGACUGCAUCAUGUACAAAGGACCAUAGAUGCUCUUGUCAGUCCUGAACCUGAUGAAACAUCUCCACCAUCCUUGGCAGCUCAUUUGUCAAGUUCUAGAAGCAUGAAGUUAACAAGGAGCUCAAGUUGCGGAGAGAAUACCAUGACCGGCUCUUCCCCCUACUUUGGGAAGUCGGAACAAAUUGAGAGCACUCCACCAAAUGGUUUUGAGAAAAUCUUUCCUGGGAGACCAGAGAGUGUUCGAAGGAAGUUUCCUCCACUAAAUUACAGUGGUGCUGCAAGGUUAUCGAGAAAUGAUUCUCAAUCUUCUGUUGAUAGUGCCUACACAGAUGAUUUCAGGUCACAAAGCAUCGAAACUUCUGCAGAUGUGGACAUACCUAGCAUCCAAACUUUUGUUGAAGGUCUGCAAGAGAUGGCCAAGCAAGAGUAUGAGAAACACCUAGGUGAUGGUCAGGCUCAGGAGACAGACCGAACAGCUCAUAAAUUUGAAAAGAAUACUAAAGAUGUUGGAUUGGUUCCAAUGUGUGAAGCAAUGGAAACUUCUAGUGACUGGCCAAUGGCAUUUGAGAGGCAGCGGGGAGAGAUAUUUGAACUUUGGCAAACUUGCAAUAUUUCAUUGGUUCAUCGAACUUACUUUUUCCUGCUCAUUAAAGGUGAUCCAACAGAUUCCAUAUACAUGGAGGUGGAGCUUAGGAGACUUUCUUUCCUCAAGGAAACACUUUCUCAAGGGAAUCAUACCGUGGGAGGUAGAUCAACAUUAACAACAAGCAUCAAGGCCCUUCACAAGGAGAGAGGAAUGCUGAGCAAGCUGAUGCAGAGGAGGUUAUCAGAAGAAGAGAGAAAGAUAAUAUACCAGAAGUGGGGUAUAGAAUUGAGCUCAAAACGUAGAAGGCUACAGUUGGCAAACCGCUUAUGGAGCAACACAAAGGAUAUGAACCACAUCAUGGAGAGUGCUGCAAUAGUUGCAAGGCUGGUGAGAUUUGUAGAACAGGGGCAAGCUCUCAAGGAGAUGUGUGGGCUUAGCUUCACACCCCCAAGCACAAGAAGGAGGCUCUUGGGCUGGACAUUCAGCAUAUCAACUCUUCUAUAGCUUAUACAAACUCCAUUUUCAAGUUUAGGAAAGAAAAGAAGCUUACUGCCUGGUUGUCAUCACUUCAGCAGGUAAGCAAAAUCAUUCCAGUAGGUUGAGUUUAAUGGUUUAAAAAAAAAAAAAUCACAGAAGCAUCUCAGAAAAAAUAAAAAACAAUUAAAAAAAAAAAACAAUCAUAGAA
Manihot esculenta (cassava) is the source of this 3614-nucleotide messenger RNA. Its product is annotated as kinesin-like protein KIN-7E. Gene Ontology annotation, biological process: microtubule-based movement. Bases 590 to 3433 code for a protein of 947 amino acids. Gene Ontology annotation, molecular function: microtubule motor activity; microtubule binding; ATP binding. The transcript is spliced from 17 exons. The record is from RefSeq and is a predicted model, not a curated record. NCBI's taxonomy places the organism in Eukaryota, Viridiplantae, Streptophyta, Magnoliopsida, Malpighiales, Euphorbiaceae.